Molecule: messenger RNA, 2847 nt
Organism: Australozyma saopauloensis
Lineage: Eukaryota; Fungi; Ascomycota; Pichiomycetes; Serinales; Metschnikowiaceae
Gene: NAM2
Product: leucine--tRNA ligase
Exons: 1
Coding region: 1-2847 (948 amino acids)
Biological process (GO): mitochondrial translation; leucyl-tRNA aminoacylation
Cellular component (GO): mitochondrion
Molecular function (GO): aminoacyl-tRNA deacylase activity; ATP binding; leucine-tRNA ligase activity
Source: RefSeq, a predicted model, not a curated record
AUGGUGCGUUUCUGGAUCUGUUUAAACCCAACCAACAACCCUCUCAAGAUGCUACGAAGAGCCAGAGCAUCCAGGAGUUUCUCUCCUAUUUUCAGACGGUAUGCAUCCGGUCAAGAGGGAUCGCUUGGUUCAAGUCACAACACUCCUUUGAACGAGCUUGACAAGAAAUGGAAGAAACGAUGGAACGAAGUGUUCCCGAAUGGAUCUAUCCACUCAAGGCUCAAUGACUCGUCCCGCUCAGAAAACAACGGCAAAGACUCAUUCUAUUGCCUUACCAUGUUCCCAUACCCUUCCGGUAACUUGCACAUGGGGCAUCAGCGUGUCUACACUAUAAGUGAUGUGAUUGCACGGUUUAAGAAGCUCAAAGGAUACAAUGUGAUACAUCCCAUGGGUUGGGAUGCAUUUGGGCUUCCAGCUGAGAAUGCCGCUGUGGAGCGAGGCGCUGAUCCGGCCGACUGGACUGAGCAGAACGUGGAGCAGAUGAAGAAGCAGUUUGACCUCAUGCUUGUGGACUUCGACUGGGAAAGAGAGAUCAAUACAUCCUCUCCUGACUACUACAAAUGGACGCAAAAGCUUUUCACUUUGCUUUUCGAGAAAGGACUUGCCUAUCGGGCAGGCGCUGUCAUUAAUUGGGACCCUGUAGAUCAAACCGUUUUGGCCAACGAACAAGUUGAUUCUGAAGGACGUUCUUGGCGCUCUGGCGCUCUCGUUGAGAAGCGUGAGUUGGAGCAAUGGUUCAUUGGAAUUACGAAGUAUGCUGAGGAGUUGCUCAAUGACCUUACGCUUUUGGAGGGCUGGCCCGAGAAGGUAAAGGCCAUGCAGAAGAACUGGAUCGGUUUGAGCAAAGGCGCCGAUAUUGAUUUCCCUGUGUCAUCGGAACAAUUCUCAAACAUUCGUGUCUAUACGUCAAGGCCAGAUACCCUUUUUAGCGUCCAGUUCUUAGCCCUCUCUCUCGAGCAUCCCAUUGUCACAGAGCUAGCUCGGUCGAACCCUGAAUUGGCUCAGUUCAUUGAUCUGCAUUCUGAAUCAGAUAUACAUUCUACACUGAAAGAUGGAUUCGAGCUCAAAGGCAUCCGAGCUUCAAUUCCUUUAACUGUGGAUGGAACUACAAAUGAAACCUUCGAUGUGCCAAUUUUCGCAGCUCCCUACGUUAUUGGGGGAUAUGGCUCCGGCGCUGUCAUGGGAUGUCCCGCUCAUGACUCUCGAGAUAAUGCGUUCUGGAGUCAGCAUAGACCCGGUCAAGCCGUGAAACCAACAAUUCGUCCCCUCUCUGGAGAAACUGCUCCAGAAGACUUAAUUACUGAAACUGGAAUUGUAUCAGACAAUCUGAACUUACCCAAUGGCCUUCUGCAUCUUGGAAAGUUCAAUGGAUUAACUUCCGCCGAAGCCGGCAGUCUUGUAUGUGAAAGUCUUUCGAAAGCACAAAGAGGUGGAACAUCGACGCAACUUCGUAUCAGAGAUUGGCUCAUAAGUCGUCAAAGAUACUGGGGUGCUCCAAUUCCUAUAAUCCACUGUGAUUCAUGUGGUGCAGUGCCUGUGCCUGAUAAGGAUUUACCUGUUCUUCUCCCAAAAGUCAGCACCAAGAACUUUGGUAAAGGAAAUCCUUUGGGAAGCAUAGAGUCUUUCGUUAAUACGAAGUGUCCAUCAUGUGGCGGAGAUGCAAGAAGAGAGACCGAUACCAUGGAUACUUUCAUAGAUUCAUCAUGGUAUUUCUUCAGAUUUUGUGACCCUCACAAUUCUGAAGCCAUUUUCGACUACGAGAAAGCAUCUCGGACAAUGCCAGUAGAUCUUUACACUGGAGGUGUUGAGCACGCCAUUUUGCAUUUGCUUUAUUCAAGAUUCAUUUCGAAAUUCUUGGGUGACGCUGGCUUGUGGAAUGGAAAGAAUUUCAACAACGAGCCUAUUAAGAGACUUGUGACUCAAGGCAUGGUUCAUGGUAAAACUUACAAGGAUCCUGAAAACGGGAAAUUCUUGAAGCCUGACGAAAUCACUCUUUCUGCAUCUGGUGUGCCAAUGGCAAAAAAUUCUGGAAAAGAAGCUUUGGUUUCCUACGAAAAGAUGUCCAAGUCUAAGUACAAUGGAGUUGACCCGGCUGCUUGUAUCAAAAAGUACGGAGCAGACGCCGUGAGAGCACAUACAUUAUUCUCGGCGCCAAUAUCAGACGUUUUGCUCUGGAACGAGGAGCUGAUUCUGGGUAUUGAGCGUUGGUUGAAAAAGGUCCUCAAAAUGUCAUCUGAAGUUGUGAUGGCGAGUCAAACUUCAAAAAGUACUAUUAAGGCCUCCGAGACUAGUGGUAUCAUCUUGAACGGAGAGCAUUACGAAUUGUCUCUGCUCAGCCCCAAGGAACUACAAAUUUACAAUGCGACAGAGGAAUUCACUGCAAAGAUAUCGCAAUCGAUUGAUGUUGACUUGUCUCUCAAUACAAUUGUUCUGGAUUACAUGAAAUUGACCAAUCUUUUGCAAAGUGCAUUCAAGGAGAGAGUGCUGCAUGAAAUUAUACUCGAUUCAUACAAAAAGCUAUUGAUUUGUAUGGCUCCAGUUGUUCCGGCUAUCGCAGAAGAGUGCUGGGAGAUUUUGCUACGUGGAACAAACCAGACCUGGAGCUCUAUCUUCUCGCAAAAAUUCCCUGAUUCCAAACCCGCGUUGCUGAACAUUGUCAGCUAUAAUGUUAUCAUCAAUGGCAAAAGAGUCUGCGCAAUUUCAAGUGACGAAAAACUCAUAGGUCUUCCUGAACAGGAGAUCCUUUCUCUUGUAGUAGAGAACUUGCCCCCCAAAAAGAAUAUUGACACUAAUCGCAUUUCGAAGAUGGUCGUUAAGAAAGGUGUCAUCAGCCUUGUCUGUAAAUAA